Messenger RNA from Arachis duranensis, 963 nucleotides. RefSeq names its product peroxynitrite isomerase Rv2717c. The transcript has 4 exons. The record is from RefSeq and is a predicted model, not a curated record. The coding region runs from base 99 to 584 and encodes 161 amino acids. Lineage: Eukaryota; Viridiplantae; Streptophyta; Magnoliopsida; Fabales; Fabaceae.
UGCGGUCUUUGUAAACUCAGAAAACCGAAAACUGAUUCGCCUGUGCUACGUAAAUCCAAAAGUGAGUUUGCUGCAGUUGGGGCUAACAAGAAUAGAUCAUGGAUGCAAACAAAGAGUCUCCGGUGGUGCACCCAGCGGUUGCAGCACUGUCCUUCCUUCUCGGCACUUGGAGAGGCCAAGGAGAAGGAGGCUACCCCACCAUCAAUUCCUUCUCUUAUACCGAAGAACUUCACUUCUCUCAUUCUCCCAACAAGCCUGUGAUAGGGUAUACUCAAAAGACAUGGAAGCUGGGCUCCGGAGAGCCAAUGCACGCUGAGAGUGGAUACUGGCGUCCUAAACUUGAUGGCACCAUUGAAGUUGUCAUUGCUCAAAGCACUGGUCUUGUUGAAGUUCAGAAAGGGACAUAUAGCACUGAACAGAAAGUGAUUCAGCUUCAGAGUGAAAUGGUUGGGAAUGCUUCUAAGGUAAAAGAGAUAAGAAGAUGCUUUCGGAUGGUUGAUGGAACUCUUUGCUACGAUGUUGAGAUGGCUACCAACACGAUAACUCUUCAACCGCACUUGAAAGCUGCACUAAAGAAGCUCUGAAUAGAACAUCUUCCGUGACUGCUAGCAGAAGGGUGCAAUGCAAUAAUCUCUUUGUUCCUUUGAAAGUUGUGCAAAGUUUUCAAGACACUGAUUUAUGGACAAUUCCAUGAUAUAACAGGUUGAAUUGCAUUAGUAUCAUGCACUAAGGUAAUUGAGUAGUAUAGAUUUGAGUCGUGAUAGAUGCCACUUUUUCAUUGUUCAAAUGUAUAUACUACUGAAUUACCCGAGUGUAAGAUGCUCCAGUUUCAACUUUAUGCACCUAAGACGUUUUUCUUGAGGACAUUUGAUUUGUUGGAAGCACCCUUGUAGAGAAUAAUGUUUCUCAAAACAUAUAUCUGUAUCAUGCUACUUGUUUGAAGCUAUUAUGGUUUAGUAAUAA